AUUUUGAUUUAUUACUUAAAGAAGAAAACCUUUCAACACAACAUGAUUUAAAAGGUUAUUUAACAAAAAAUAUAAAUAAUAUUAAAAGCUUAAGAAUCAAUAUCAAAAAGAGUAAGUCUAAGAAAAUUGAUAAUGAUCUUAUCAUGAGAGAAUUUACAAGAUUUAUUACAAUUUUAUAUAAUAAUGGAACAAAAAAUACAACUCCUCUUUAUAAAAAUCAAGAAUUAUUUGUAAUUAAAGAUUUCUGUAAAGAAACAAAUGCUUGUAAUUUAAACAAAGAGAAUAAAUAA
Molecule: messenger RNA, 290 nt
Organism: Dentiscutata heterogama
Lineage: Eukaryota; Fungi; Glomeromycota; Glomeromycetes; Diversisporales; Gigasporaceae
Source: the annotation of a GenBank genome assembly